Messenger RNA from Closterium sp. Naga37s-1, 1155 nucleotides. Lineage: Eukaryota; Viridiplantae; Streptophyta; Zygnematophyceae; Desmidiales; Closteriaceae. The record is from the annotation of a GenBank genome assembly.
AUGGCGUCGUGCCUCGCAGCUUUUUCCUCGGCGCGUGUGUUUUCUCUUCGAGCAGUCACCACCUCCCGUGUUCAAAGGCGCGGCCAGGUUGUAUGCACGAUUCAGCCGAAAAGAAAUAACUCAACUGCGGCUACUUCUGGGACCCACCACCUUUCGCCGUUUUACGCGGAGAAAGCCGCGCCGGUGGAAGAAGAUGUAGACCGCGCGUACUGGACCGACGACGAUGUUUCUCCAGUGUUGCUCCAGGAUGACGAGAGCACGUGGCAGGACAGCAAUUACGUGGACCUGACCCUGCGGUCUUAUAAGAUUGUGAGGGAGGAGACUCAGCAUGCCCUCCAGAGCCACUUCAUGCAGCAGAAGAAAGAAGCAGCCGCGAAGGCGCCUGCGACAACCGAGUCCCAUCACACUUGCUGUGCGCCAACACCUGAACACACCUUCUGCUGUGAGAACUCCAUUCCCGUCGCCAUUCCUCUCACCCCUCUCAUCGCCCACUACGCUAUCCUCGAGUUCGCCAAAUCGCCCUCCCGUCUCCCAUUCCGUCGCGCGUCACGUCGCCAUCUCGCCGCCCGUCCCGUCGCCCUCUUCGUCGCCCUCUCUCCCCUCCUCUCCUCCCGCCGGCCUCUCUCUCGCCCCUCCCUACUGAUCGCCCUCCCGUCGCUCUCCGCUCCCUUCCCGUCGCCCUCUCUCUCGCCCCUCCCUUCCCGUCGCGUUCUCUCUCUCUGCUCCCUUCCCGUCGCCCUCUCUCUCGCCCCUCCCUUCCCGUCGCGUUCUCUCUCUCUGCUCCCUUCCCGUCACCCUCUCUCUCGCCCCUCCCUUCCCGUCGCGCUCUCUCUCUCCGCUCCCUUCCCGUCGCCCUCUCUCUCGCCCCUCCCUUCCCGUCGCGCUCUCUCUCUCCGCUCCCUUCCCGUCGCCCUCUCUCUCGCCCCUCCCUUCCCGUCACGCUCUCUCUCUCUCUGCACCCUUCCCAUCGCCCUCUCUCUCGCCCCUCCCUUCCCAUCGCGCUCUCUCUCCGCUCCGCCCUCUCUCUCGCUCCUCCCUUCGAAUCGCGCUCUCUCUCCGCUCCCUUCCCGUCGCGCUCUCUCUCUCCGCUCCCUUCCCAUUGCCCUCUCUCUUUCUGCUCCCUUCACGUCCUCCCUUCUCGCUCGCCUCGAAUAG